UACACACACACACACACACACACACACACACACACACACACACACACAGAGGCUCGUCUGAACUUGAAGACAUCUCACAAUCCAAGAGGCUGCAGGUUCCUGGGGAUGCCCUGGUUUCUUCAAUCAGGAAAAUCCUAACCUCACCUUCCUAGAAGGGAUUAUCUUUUCUUUCCUUUUUUCCCCUUAUUAUUAUUGUUUUAAUCUGGAAGAGAAGAGCACAAGUUGUACUCCCCCUCCCGCCUCUUCUUGCUAAAUGCCAUGGAUAUAACUGAAUAAGCUGCUCAGGGCUCUCCCCGCGUGGAUGGUCCGAAGCCACCAUCUGCCUGCCUUCGCUGGAUCGCUGGAGUGGAGAGCUUAGUGUGAGCCUAUCUUCAGCCAGGAAGGAUGCGUGGCCGAGCCAGGGAGCCCGGGCGCCCUGCGGAGCCGGCCUCGGAGCCUCCCAGCCGCGGGUAGAUGCCGCCUUGCCCAGGUGCCGAGGUUGAGUGACCAGACCAUGGAGACUCUGCUUGGUGGGCUGCUGGCUUUUGGCAUGGCGUUUGCUGUGGUCGAUGCCUGCCCCAAGUACUGCGUCUGCCAGAACCUGUCUGAGUCACUGGGGACCCUGUGUCCCUCCAAGGGGCUCCUCUUUGUGCCCCCUGACAUUGACCGGAGGACGGUGGAGCUGCGCCUGGGUGGCAACUUCAUCAUCCACAUUGGCCGCCAGGACUUUGCCAACAUGACAGGACUGGUGGAUCUGACCUUGUCUAGGAACACAAUCAGCCACAUCCAGCCCUUCUCCUUUCUGGAUCUCGAGAGUCUCCGAUCCCUGCACCUCGACAGCAACCGACUGCCCAGCCUUGGGGAGGACACACUCCGGGGCCUGGUCAACCUGCAGCACCUUAUCGUGAACAAUAACCAGCUGGGUGGCAUCGCUGAUGAUGCCUUUGAGGACUUCCUGCUGACGUUAGAAGAUCUGGACCUGUCCUACAACAACCUCCACGGACUACCCUGGGAUUCUGUACGGCGCAUGGUCAACCUCCACCAACUGAGUCUGGACCACAACCUGCUGGACCACAUCGCCGAGGGCACCUUUGCAGACCUUCAGAAGCUGGCCCGCCUGGACCUCACAUCCAAUCGGCUGCAGAAGCUGCCCCCGGACCCCAUCUUUGCCCGCUCCCAGGCCUCCUUGCUGACCGCCACGCCCUUUGCCCCGCCCCUGUCUUUCAGUUUUGGGGGAAACCCGCUGCACUGCAAUUGUGAGCUUCUCUGGCUGCGCAGGCUGGAGAGGGAUGACGACCUGGAGACCUGUGGGUCCCCUGGAGGCCUCAAGGGUCGCUAUUUUUGGCAUAUUCGUGAGGAGGAGUUUGUGUGUGAGCCACCUCUCAUCACACAGCACACACACAAGCUGCUGGUUCUGGAGGGCCAAGCAGCCACUCUCAAGUGCAAGGCCAUUGGGGACCCUAGCCCCCUGAUCCACUGGGUCGCCCCUGAUGACCGCCUGGUGGGGAACUCCUCCAGGACUGCUGCAUAUGACAACGGCACCCUGGACAUCCUUAUCACCACCUCUCAGGACAGCGGAGCCUUCACCUGCAUUGCAGCUAACGCCGCAGGAGAGGCCACGGCCUCAGUGGAGGUCUCCAUUGUCCAGCUCCCACACCUCAGCAACAGCACUAGUCGGAUGGCGCCUCCCAAGUCUCGCCUUUCGGACAUCACGGGUUCCAGCAAGACCAGCCGGGGAGGGGGAGGCAGUGGGGGUGGGGAGCCUCCCAAAAGUGCCCCGGAGAGGGCUGUUCUUGUGUCCGACGUAACCACCACAUCUGCCCUGGUCAAGUGGUCUGUCAGCAAGUCAGCUCCCCGAGUGAAGAUGUAUCAGCUGCAGUACAACUGCUCCGACGACGAGGUACUGAUUUACAGGAUGAUCCCAGCCUCCAACAAGGCCUUCGUGGUCAACAACCUGGUGUCCGGGACGGGCUACGACUUGUGUGUGCUGGCCAUGUGGGACGACACAGCCACGACCCUCACGGCCACCAACAUUGUGGGCUGUGCCCAGUUCUUCACCAAGGCUGACUACCCACAAUGCCAAUCUAUGCACAGCCAGAUCCUGGGGGGCACCAUGAUUCUGAUCAUCGGGGGUAUCAUUGUGGCCACCCUGCUGGUCUUCAUCGUCAUCCUCAUGGUCCGGUAUAAGGUUUGCAACCACGACACCCCAGGCAAGAUGGCAGCAGCCACUGUCAGCAAUGUGUACUCACAGACCAAUGGGGCCCAGCCUCCACCUCUGGGUGGGAUACCUGUCGGGCAGCUUCCUCAGGCACCACCCAAGGUUGUAGUGCGGAAUGAGUUGAUGGACUUCAGUACCAGCCUGGCCAGGGCCUGUGACUCUUCUUCCUCCAGCUCCCUGGGAAGCGGGGAAGCUGCAGGUCUGAGCCGGGGUCCCUGGAGGCUCCCACCCCCUGCUCCUCGCCCCAAGCCCAGCCUGGACCGCUUGAUGGGAGCCUUUGCCUCCCUGGACCUCAAGAGUCAAAGGAAAGAAGAACUUCUAGACUCCAGGACUCCAGCAGGCAGAGGGGCAGGGACAUCGGCCAGGGGCCACCAUUCAGACCGAGAGCCACUCCUGGGGCCCCCAGCCACCCGUGCCAGGAGCCUUCUCCCUUUGCCCCUGGAGGGCAAGGCCAAAAGAAGCCACUCUUUUGACAUGGGAGACUUCGCAGCUGCAGCCGCAGCUGCUCCUGGUGGCUACAGCCCCCCUAGGCGGGUCUCAAACAUCUGGACGAAGCGCAGCCUGUCUGUCAAUGGCAUGCUCUUACCCUUUGAGGAGAGUGACCUGGUGGGAGCCCGGGGGACAUUUGGCAGCUCAGAAUGGGUAAUGGAAAGUACUGUGUAGCCGGGGUAGGAUCACCUUUCCUCCCACUCUCAGUGGGAGAGGAAGGGGACAGAGUCAGCACUGGCGAGUAUUUGUGGAGUUUCCAUGGUGAUGUUUACAUCCAGGGACAGUCUUGUCUCCCUGUCAACAGCCUCAUGUCCUUCUGCCCAGCUGUACCCUUUCCCCAUGUCACCUUCCCAGGCCUGUCCCCACCACCCAGCGGGGUGUGCUCAGGGAAUGGGACUCGCUCAAGUGUCAGACUGAGCCCUGAGUGUUUGGAGAGGCAACACACUGCCUCUCUAUUCACAAAUGUAGCGACAAGCAAGCGGCUUUGGAUUGCUUAUGGAUCCAGUGUUGUUUUGAUUUCUUAAUUUAUUUUUCCAUUUCCCAGA
This is a messenger RNA of Peromyscus californicus insignis, 3231 nucleotides long. It is a transcript of the gene Lrfn2, whose product is annotated as leucine rich repeat and fibronectin type III domain containing 2. The transcript has 3 exons. Gene Ontology annotation, cellular component: cell surface; postsynaptic density membrane. Gene Ontology annotation, molecular function: protein binding. NCBI's taxonomy places the organism in Eukaryota, Metazoa, Chordata, Mammalia, Rodentia, Cricetidae. Bases 494 to 2860 code for a protein of 788 amino acids. The record is from RefSeq and is a predicted model, not a curated record.